Penicillium oxalicum is the source of this 1386-nucleotide messenger RNA. Its product is annotated as Hercynylcysteine sulfoxide lyase. The record is from RefSeq and is a predicted model, not a curated record. NCBI's taxonomy places the organism in Eukaryota, Fungi, Ascomycota, Eurotiomycetes, Eurotiales, Aspergillaceae. The transcript has 2 exons. Bases 1 to 1386 code for a protein of 461 amino acids.
AUGAAACCCCAGUUUGGAAAGCACAUAGCCCAGCACUUUCUCUUCGAUGAAGGCUGGACCAACAUGAAUCAUGGGUCCUUUGGAGCAGUUCCAAGACAAGUCUGGGAGCGUCUCCGCGCCUGCCAGCAGAUGGUCGAGGCCACUCCGGAUAAAUUCGUGCGCUACGAUUACAAUGCGGAACUCAUCGUCUCGCGCAAGGCGAUCGCAAAGCUCGUCCAGGCACCCCUCGACACGAUCGUGCUCGUUCCGAAUGCAACUACCGGCAUCGAUACGGUUCUUCGCAACCUCUCCUACUCCUCUUCGGACCAUAUCAUCGUCUUCGAUACCGUGUACGGAGCUUGCGAGCGGACCAUCCACCACCUGAUCGAAACCACCGAGGUCCAGCUAACGCGCAUCCCUCUGGUCUACCCGAUUGAAGAUGAUCAGCUCCUUACGGCCUUUCGUCAAACCGUCCAAGGCAUCCAAGCCCGUGGAAAGACCGCGCGAGUGGCUGUGUUUGACAUUAUCAGCUUCCAACCGGGUGUGCGCACUCCGUUUGAAGCCCUGGUCAUGGCCUGCCGUGAGCUGGAGGUACUCUCCUGCGUUGAUGGCGCCCACUGUAUCGGCCAGCUCCCCCUCGACCUUGGUGCCCUUAACCCGGACUUCUUCGUUGGGAAUUUGCACAAGUGGCUCUUUGUGCCGCGUGGAUGCGCCAUUCUCUAUGCGCCCAUCCGCAGCCAGCCCCUUCUGCGCACCACGUUCCCGACCAGCUGGGGUUUCACGCCGCGCCACGGAGCUCGCUGUAACUCAUAUUUCCGCCAAGGACCUGGCUGGCAAAGUCCAUUUGAGGUACUUUUUGAAAGUUUCGGAACCAUGGACUACAGUCCGUUUCUGUGCAUUCGUGAUGCCUUGGAAUUCCGGGCCUCGAUUGGUGGUGAGAAGGCUAUUAUGCGGCACAAUGCGGAGCUGGCGGCAGUCGGGGGGCAGACCAUGGCGCAGAUGCUGGAGACGGAGGUUUUGGAUAAUUGCCACCGGACCUUGACCCGCGGCUGCAGUAUGGUGAAUGUCCGACUACCACUCCCUCGUUCUCUAGCCGGGGGUGAUGAGACUCCCAGGAUAGUCGAGUGGAUUUCGCAUCAGUUGGUCGAGAAGUAUCGGACAUAUGCCCCUGUCUACGAGCACAACGGACAGAUCUGGGUGCGAGUCAGUGCUCAGAUCUAUUUGGAGUUGGAAGACUUUCGAUACUUGGCCCGUGCCCUAGGCCAGUUGUGCGACAUUCUUCAGCGCGGGAAACAGCCCCAGUCUGCCGACCUGGACAUCAAGUCUCCUGCAAGCUUGAUCGACGGCCUCUCACAGGACGGAAUUUCGGUUUUAUGCCAAAAUGGUCAUUCAUCGCUUGAGUACUGA